This is a messenger RNA of Pocillopora meandrina, 24802 nucleotides long. The record is from the annotation of a GenBank genome assembly. Lineage: Eukaryota; Metazoa; Cnidaria; Anthozoa; Scleractinia; Pocilloporidae.
AUGCCGGCUAUUCACAUCGCUGUACAUCCUCUGCCGGGAACAGUGGAAGAGCUACACGAAAGGUAGCUCAAAGCAAUUUUGAGAUAUGCGUUUAUUUCGGUGCAUUUCAACGAGGGUUGUACUUGUUUGUCCGCUAAUCCUCGUAUAAGCGUAAGAGUAGAGUAUUUUUUCGCCAUUGAACCUUUUACUGUUUUAAUUUUUAGGCUGAAGGAGGUUUCAGAGUCAAAGGAAAAGAGUGGUUUCUUGAGGUAACAUUUUGCUUAUGAAAGAACUCCCUGCAUGACUAGUUUAGAUGAAAAUGGCGAACAAAAACGUGCUCUGUAUGUUUUUUAUAUAAACUUAGGUUCGGUGUAGAAGUUUUUCUGUUGCACGAGGGGACUUCUUCACUUGAUUUGCCUUAAAGUGGUUUCAUGUGUGUUGUUAAAUGUAGUCCGAUUUUUUUCCUUCCGAACAGAAGUUAAAAAUUACACAUGCAUGCUUUCUCUUCGUUGCACAUGUUUUUGGCCGUUAAACCCUCUAGACUUUGAGAAGCUUACUUUUAGUUCUCUUAAUGUUUCUUUAUAAAAGCUUUCUUAAUUAUCCUUUUCCCUUUUUGCGUCUGUAACGAGUGCAAAUAUGUUAACAAGAAUGAAAGAUGCGAGUCCUUUAAAACGUUUUAUUCGUUCUAAUAUCUCUACAGAUGUGGCUACACAGCUAGCAUACACGUGAAAGGUUUCCUAUUUUUUUCAAACUGUAGCGUUUUUAGUUAAAGUACCCAUAAAAUAAUUUUUUUUACGUAUUUCCUUAGUUUAUCGUAGGUACAAACCAAUCUCGGUAGAAAAAAAAUUUAAAAAAAUGUAAACUCAGUUUUUUGGGAGCUUAAGUGGUCUUAUUUUGUCUUUAAGAGUGUCUCGUAGACUGGUAACGAGUUCUCAGUUGACUCUUGUAAAUCUCUUACAUCUCUUGUUAUUUUGUAUCAGUCAGCAUUGAAAUGCCCUUGAAAUAAUGUCUGAUUGCAAUGCAUACCUAACUUCAGCAGGCUCUAUUGUGAGUUGUGAUACAUAGCACUCAAGUAGGAAAGAAGAAAUGGAAGUUGAUUAUACAGUUCAACCUUACGAAGAGGAAUGGCGUGUAUCAGGCCAAGAUUUCAACAAAGACCAACAAAAAUGAUUUAUCAGCUGGGGUUUUUAGGUCAAGAUUAGAACAAGAAAACUCCCACUACUGAAUGUUUUGUUUGUUGUGUUGUUUUCUAUGGCAAAAUCUAUAUUAGGAAUGGGUGGCUGUGUUCAUUUCUGUUGCCUUAACAUAUUCUUCCUGUGCACUAAGAGCAGUGAAGGUUCCCCUUGGUCAGUGCUCUAGAGUUUCGUUGCUGUAGAGUAAUUCCCAUGGCAAACAAAAAGCUAACCUGUGUUGUUUCAAGGAAACAAGCUCCCUAGAUACAAAGAGUGCUGUCCAAUUCAGGGAGUUUUUUAAUUUGUAUUUCCUGUUCAUCAGUUCUCCAGUUCUUCAAGCACUUAAGGAUCAAGUGAUAAAAGAAUGUGUGGUGGGACCAAGGCAUGUUGCAUUUCUUUUGGAGGUCAGUAAUACAGAGUUUUCUAUAAAAAAUGAUUUAGCAGGAUCAUGUCUUCUCCAGAGGCAUCAGCACCCAGUGUUUUUCCCACCUACUUAACCCUUUCACUCUAGAACUGAUAAGACAUAAUUUCUCCUUACAAUACCAGUGCAAUAUCAAGCAGGCAAGGUGAUAAGAGUAUAGGAAAAAAUCAAUUAGGGGAUUGUUAGUUGAUCCAAUACCAAAUUCUCCAAACUAAUGUCAUGAGAAUUAUAGGGCAGACAGUAAGGGGAUUUAAAAAUAAGGUCCCAAGGUGAAAGGGUGGACACAAGGAAAUCAAUGUCAACAGAAUACAUCCUUGUGCCUUUAGCACCCACUUAUUUCCUACCAGCUAAUGUUUUUUUAAGGCGGUGAAUGGUUUUUAACCUUGGAGUAACGUUUGAUCAUGAAGUCUGAUUAUCUGAAUGAGAGCAGUCCUUAGAAGGACUUUUUGGUAAAGUGACUGAUGUUCUAACACAUCAUGGGAAGUCAUUAUUAGAGUCAAGUGAAGUGCUGUUGUUUUGAGUCAAGUCAAAUAAACUGAUUGGUCAGUUUUGCCAUGAUAUUACAUUGGUUAGAAUGAGCAGUGAUAGUAAUACUCAGGGUUAUUUCGUGCUUCAAAAGUUGAUGUUCACUGUGGUAGCUGUGUAGGUUUUUUUUUCUCUCAUGUGAGAUUUUUAUCACCACGUUGUCAAUUUACAUGUUACAUAAUAAUGUGAACAAGAAUAUACUACAGUGCUGAUUAAGUACAAUUUUAGUGAUAAGUGUGUUCUGGUUUAGAAUGGACAAGUUUGCCGUGUUCCUUUCACUCUUCAUCCAGACAAGCUGGAUCUGUCAUCCAGAGACAUAACUGUGUAAGUAUUUUGACCAAGAUUUUGAUGCAAAAUGAGAGCUAAUAACUAUAUAAACAUGUUCUUGUGUAUUACAAAGUCCUCUGUAAAAUAUUCAUGACUGGAAACCUAAAAGAUCAAAUUUCCAUGUAUAACUGGACAGGUUGAAGUGAUUUGUAUUAUUCUGUAUAAGUUAUUACUGUACAUAGUAGUUACUGUUUUUUUGGUUUUUUGUCCCUAUAGGGAAGAAGAUAACAGUAAUACUGCUGCAAGGUCUGCAUCUCACAUAGUUCUACAUGCAGGUAUGUUUGAUUUGCAGUCUUUGUACUCACAAUACUGGUUUAUUUCAGGAAGCCCUCUGAGUGAUCAGGAUUAAUUUUCUCCUUGAACAAUGAAUGAAGUCAUGAUAGUUCAUAACUAAAGAUAAAACUGCUAUGAUCUCAAAUAAAUCCUGACAACAGCUGUUAUAAGGAAUUAUGAGGAGAGAGGUUGGGAAGAUUUUCACUUGUUAACUUUUGCAUUUGCGUUUUGCAUGUACACCUCAAAGAGCAAUAGAAUCAGUUAAAAUAGCAGAAAUUAAUAGAUAAGGAAUGUUUGAGUCUAGAUAUGGUGUAUCUUUGCAUAAUGGUAAUUCCUUUUGUGUUGGUAGUUGGUGGUGGAAGUCGUGGUCAAGGUGAAAACUCCUGGGUCCUUUCAAACAGUGGAGAAACUCUGAGUGGUCUCACAGGACACCCAGUUAUCAGGUAAUUUUAAUUUAAUUAAUUAAUUUUUUAAAAAAUUUUUUAUUCCUCCAAUUCCUAGCUGAUACAUAGUUAUGUAAAUAUAAAGUGAUAUAACAUAAUAUCAGAUAAAGAUUUACAAAGGAAAAAAUGUGUAGAGCAGAAAUUACAACACUUAAAUGGAAUUACAUUGUAUGUUGAAGGAGAGGAGAGGGGCACAUCUAGAAAACUAAUAUUUGCUGUCCUUCUAUGUAUAACAAAGGACUGUAAAGGUAUUGAUAAAAACAGGGCUGUCCUUGUCAAGGGCUGUAAACAAAAAAUUUACCCUUUGUAUCUUUUAUGAGCUCCUUUGACCAAACUUACACAUCACAUGUGUGUUUGAGGGGGGUGGGGGAGGUGGGGCAAGUUAUGUCUGAUUGUUUUCUGGCAGUCAGUCCUUUUAAAAAGGGUGUGGUACUUUCCAGGUUUUAUUAAAUGAUUGGCUUAAGGGAGGAAACCUUCUCUAUAACCUUUCAAAAUGAUUAAUAUUCCAAACUAUGUCUGCAACAUACAAAGUUUAAUUUGCCAAUAUGAUGUGUGAAAUGUUUUUCAGUCGUUGGGGUUCAGCUCCAUCAGCCAUGUCAUUAAGGACAUCUGCUCGUGCACCAGUGCGUGGGCGUGGCCGUGUAGUACGAAGGGGUGCAAGAGGGGGAGCAUCUGGGUGGGCAAUAGGCUCUCGUGCUGUGCCACCAACAGCUGUUCCAGAAGAACUUGUUAAUCAGGUAAGUCACUUGUCUCUUCCUUGUUUCUGGUUCAUUUUUUCAGCUUGAUGGAUGGUUAUCAAUUUUCUAUUGAAUGUAUUGUUGUGUUUUGUUCUUCAGGCUCAAGUUGUGCUUCAAGGGAAAUCAAGGGCUGCCAUCAUCAGAGAGCUUCAGAGAACAGUUAGUUUCUUCUGUCAUAUUUAUAUAUUGUACUCCCAGAGUUCUCAAUAUUGUUUGCAGAUUGUUUUUGAUACAUGCGAUGGACUUAGCUGUAAAAAAGGGACAGCUCAUAGUGUAGUAAUAAGAGUCAAACAGACUGACAGUAAACUUGAAGUUGCCUGUUGUUCAGGUGCGAUAAAUAAUUAGCCUUGCAGUAAAGGGUUCAGUUUUGAUUCCAUGAGGAGGGAGAGAGGGGGAAAUUAAUCAUGUUUAUUUGUGUCAUAUGCAGUGUUUUUCACAUUCCUUUCUCUCUUUGUAAUUUACAAUGGGCUAUUUGAAUUUAUAUUUCAGAAUCUUGAUGUGAAUUUGGCAGUGAACAAUCUUCUCAGCAGAGACGAAGAUGAUGGGGAUGAUGAUGAUAACCCAGAGUACCUUCCUGGAGGUGAGAUUUUCACUGAAAGCUUUUCCAGCGAUGCAUUUUCUCUGUUUUCAAAGCACUAAGAAGUAUUCGUUACUUUUUCUCCCAGAUGACCUUAUGUCCCUACUAGAUGCUGGUGUGCAUGUGGAUGAUCCAUCUUUUGUUGUGGAUCCAGAGGCAAUAUUUUCAGAGGACAUGUUUUAUAGUUCACAGUAUGGAACAAUUCAUCGACGUCCUAACAGUAGUGCCAGGGCUUCAAGAACUGCAACAGAGAGAGAAUCAGAACGUGACAGGGAAAGAAGUAGGGAAAGGGAGGCACUGAGGAGAGAGAGGGACCGAUGGCUUGGGAACAUCCAUGGAGGGGCUCUUGACUGUGGGACAUCAGGCAGUGCCCCCAAACAACCACCUCAGGACAAGGUACCUUCUCAGAGUUUCUCUGCUGAUCCUGUGAGUGUGGCAGAUCUACUUCAAUGGUGGCAAACAGGCACGGUAAGAAACUAAAAAUCUCAUUUAAUCAUUAAUUUAGACAAAAUGUUUUUGCCUGGCAGCUGCUCAUUGAAGGGGUAGCUAUAACUUCAUUCAAAAGAAACCAGGACAAGCUGUGACUUCAAUAGACCAUUGUGCAUGGUAGAAUUUCCUUCAUUAAAUAUUUCCUUUAUUCCUGCAGGAUGGUGUUUUUCCAUGCUUUACCCACAUUGCUGCCAUGUAUUCAGAGCUGAUAUGUGUAGGGGCUGAUGGGAAGCUGUACCAAUGGAAAUGGGAAGAUCCUCUUCCCUACAAAGAACAAGAUGCGGCAAUAUAUCAUCCCAGGGUCAGGUCUCUUGGUCUUGCAGAUGAGAAGGUUGUGGCUGUAUCUGCUUCCUCUAUAAGGGCAUCUGUACUCACAGAGACUGGAAAGGUAUGUACAACAUACAGCACCCUGGCUGACAUGGCUAUGACAGAAGUUUCCUCAUUGGUCCUACAUGUACAUGUAGCCCUCUAGAUCUUGUUGCACUUGUAUUAAUGUUCAUAAGAAAACUUUAUCACUCCCUGGGAGAAGUGGUUGCCAAAUGAUUAUCGCGCCAAGUUCCAAAGCUAUAGACAUUUAACUGGUAUAUCUAUGUUCUGUUCUUGGAUAAGGCACUUCACUCUUACAGGGCCUCUCUUUACCCAAGAGUACUACAAGUGGGUAUGGUGAAAAUUGAGAAAAUACUUAAGUAACCUUGGAUGAGAGGAUUAGCAAUACCUUUGGCGAUGACAUCGAGUAUGAAAUAAUCAAAUAAUUAUUUGUAUUUGAUGAUAUUUCCCUGUAGGUGGCUACAUGGGUCGAUGAAACUCUUAGCUCUAUUGCCAGUAAACUGGAGCAUGCCACCCAAGGAUUCUCAGAGUUCUCUGGAGACAAAGUUGUAGCAAUUCACACAUGCUCACUGUACACUUGUGCCCAAAUGUCGUCUGGAGCCUUGUACUGGUGGUAAGUAUCUGCUUCUUCUUUAAAAUAAUCAAUUGAAAAUCACUUUAGCUAAUGGAAAUUUGUUUGAUGAUCAAUACAUAUCAUUUCCACAGGGGUGUACUGCCGUUUGAGCAGAGAAAGAAACUGUUGGAAAAAGCUCGUGCCAGGGCAAGAAGAAAUCGCACAACCUUUACUAGCUGCAUCGUGCGUGGUGUUCAGGUAAUGUAAUCCCUAGUGCAACCACUCAUGCAGUAUGUGUUUGCACAUUACACACUUGGCAACUAAACCAUUAAUCUCCCGUUAGUGACCAAGACAGGAAGAAAAUUUAGUGUUCGCUAAAGUGAAUGUCCAUGUGUAUGUCUUUAUUGUGUGUUAUAAUGUACAUGAAAACAUUACGCGUUUCUGAUCAUCUGAAAACGAGUGCAAAUUACAAAUAGCGCGCGCAAGCUUUCAAAAUAGCGUUUAUCUUGACUUUCUGAGAUGGUUUUUCAUGUACAUUGUUAACAAGUAAUAACAUGAUUUCUCUUGCAAUUUGGUGUGAUAACUACUUGUAAAUCUUUCAAAGUCUACAAAUUGCAUUUGCCCCUCGGGCUCGUGCAAUUUUGUUGCCUUUGAAAAAUUUACUUGUGCCUAUCAACGCCAAAUUGCACUCGAAAUCAUGUUAUUACCUAUACAAAGUUGAUCAUACAAGGUAAUUUCCAUUGUUAUUUCUGAUCAUCAGGUCUGUUUGCGUAGCUGUCCUCUGUAUCAUCCUGGCUCUAUUGGUAUCAACAUCUCCUCUGGCAUUCCACGCAUGGGACAGUUGUUAGAAUCAGCUUGGAAUUUGGAUGAGAAGUGCCGUUUUAAAGUCCUUCCACUGGGAAAUGAGGAAGCCAGCUGUAGUCCACCAGUUAUUGAUGAACAAGAUAGUGAUGUUCCUGGCUCUCUUGGCUUGAGUGAGUUGCUUGUCACAACAUUUUCAGAACAUGCAUGAAAUUUUAUGCUUUCAAUUUUUGGCGACUUUGAAAUUCUUGUAACUACGGUAAAAUGCAAGUCGUACCUUGGAAUUCAAGUGCUUUAUUUUUUACUUCAUUAUCAUUCCAAUUUUAAUUUCAGAGCGGAAAAAGGAUCCAUCAUUAGAUUCCGCUGAGGAUAAAUCAGUCCAGGACUGGGAUUUGAAGGAUGUUAUCUUUGUAGAAGAUAAGCGGAACAUACCUGUUGGAAAAGUGCUCAAGGUGAAAACAUACAGAAUAUUUUUAUGAAUAUAUCUUGCUCAAUAGAUCAUUCAUAUAAAAAUGCUGACUCAAAAAAGCAUAGCACAUAUGCCAUGAAUCUUUACACACCAAACAUUGUGUAUUUAAUGGUUUUGUUGCGUUCUAAUUUGUUAGGUUGAUGGACCGUACGCCGCAGUUAAAUUCCCACCCAAAGACACUUCCCUUCAUGCUGCUGCUUUGUUAAAUGAAGAAAAUAGUUCUCUUUUACAAGAUGUGCGGCUUCUGCGCAAGGACGAGCUUCAGGUAUGCCGGCUACAUCUUGUAAUGAUAAAUAGAUUAAGAAAGAUGGCAAGUUUUGAGCUUGGUAAAGAAAUAGAGAAAUAUGUCUUUUGUCUUGUCACCAGCGUGGGACAAAGAACAAAUUCUGAGUCCCCAUGAGGAAUCGAACUUCAGACCGUUGAAUUCCGCUCUCCGAUGCUCUAUCACUGAGGCACAAAGACUCUACGGCGAGCGAGGCCCAUCACGAACUUCACAUAUGACACGCGGCCUGUAUGCUGCUAGGAUCAGCGAUGUCGAUAGCGCGAUCGACAUCGCUGGAAGCAAGGACGCAUAUGGAUCUCCCUUUAUAGUUUGAACUUAUGAUGUUGGGUCUAAAAAACUUUGUUUGCUUUAUUAAAGCUGGUCAAGUCAUCUGCUGCCAAUAAGAUUCCUGAUUGUAUUCAGCGGACACCAAAGUUGCUCUCCGUUCCAUUGGGCACCAGACCUCUUGCGGUAACUGUCAACUGUAAAGGUACUUUCAGUUUUCAAGCAUAUGUUUACUAUGACGUGUCUAGCUCGCAUUGGUUUGUUUUACUUAGUGUACUACAUUCUUUCAUGGCAGGAGUUCAUGUGAUGUUGAAGACGUCAACUGGCGUUCGCUAUGCUCUCUACAGCUUAGCAUCUUCCAAACCCGAACCUGGAGGAACGAUGCCAAAAGAAUGCGCAGCCUUCCUCAGUCAGCCUGGAGUGAAAGAUAUUCAGCUAUACCCAACAGGAGAUGUAAGGAAUAAGUACUGUUUUCAUAAACAAAGACACACGCACAGGGUUGUAGACAAGGGACAGAAAGGACAAAAAAUUGAAAAACAUUACACUUGGUAGCUAAAAUUGCUUUAAAACUCUUCAUCAUAAAUUUUUAUUGUUUGUUACUUUCCAGGAUUCUCUAAUAAUGAUGACAGACACAAACGGAGCAUUGUUCCCUCUUUCAAAGAACUUUCUCGGAACUGUCAAAGAUCCAGCAUGGACUGUAAGGAUUCAUAAUUCACUUUUUUUUUGCUUAAAUGUUCUCAUCGCUUGAGCUUUAGGGAGCUAAAAAUUGCCUGUGCGACAAAUUGCAAACGACGUAAACGUCAUUCUUUAAGUCUCUAUUAGGUUAACUGUGCAGGAUGCAGAUAAUGCAGUUUUUAUUUUACCAAGAUAUGGAAAUUGUUUCAACUGGGAAUGACUUAUUCGAUGUGUUAUUGUCUCUUUUCAUUUUAGGAUCUUCCACCUUUGCAAAGUCUUGGUGUGGGUGUCACUUCUCUCAGACCAGGAACUGAGUGCAAAACCCGAGCCUUGGUGGUAGUGUUGGCUGUACAAGUAAGUUACAUAUACCUGUACACAUUGACAUGACUUUUGUUUCACCUCGUUCACCACUGGUGUGACUUCUCACCAUUGGCUUUUCAUUAAAUGUCUUCUUUGUAGUCUGGCAUAUGUUCUCAUCGCAUCAUCUUGUUUUUUUCAUUUUUCUCCUUUUAUUUACGUAUACAUUGAUGAUCGUUGAUUUGCAGAACCAGCAGCUAAUGACUCACAUUCUGAAGUGUGACUUUGAAGCUAUUAAACAGUUUCUUGAUUCCAUGGAGGCAGAUCCUGGUAAGUCAGCAUAAGCUGAUGUAUAAUAUUGAUUUUAAGACUGCUGUAAAAAUACAGGCAAGGCAUGAAACGGGUUUGGAGAAUUACCCAUAAACCUGCGUUGCUAAUUGUUUUUAAUCGCCGGCAAAGGUGCUUGAGCAGACAAUUAGACACCGUAUUAACUUCACUCUUACCUCUCGCGGAACCAGCCAUACAUCAACAGACCAUGUUCUUGUUACUUGAGAGCUCUUAUCAAAACUUUUACCUUCUUGAAUAUGAGUCGUAGGGAACGCUUCUCUAGAUGCUCUUCGCAAUUUUCAGAUUUACACUUUUGGUUUUUAGCUGCUUCCCUCGUUUCCAAAGAUUAAAAUGUACUUUUCUCCUUGAUGUUUGACUGUACUGUGUGUACAGUCAACAUGGGUAGCCUUCUAGAAGCAGUUUUACUGGAACGAUGUGAUGGCAAUAGAAACAUUCUCCACGCCUGCGUCUCCAGAAGCUUCCCAACAUCUGCCCACGAGCCAGGGGAAGCAGUUGAAUCUCAGGGUAGCAGUGUGUCUACGGCUACAGGUGCCCUUGGUAACAAGUUAGAGUCAAUUAAGGGUGCAGUAGAUGCUCUCGCCGCUGCCGUGGCAGCCGCUGCAGCAGCUGUUCGCUCAAGUGGUGAGUUAAGGUCACUUAUCUUUCAACUAGCUUCCUUUAAAUAUCGUUUGCACUGGGCAAAACAACACUCAAGUUUAAAAAGGCCUCUAAAUAUUAGUAUUGAUUGGUUAAUCAUAAAUCAAGAAGGAGCCAAAAUGGUUAAGGAUGGAGUAGAUUAAAACAGAUUGGAAUUGACAAACUUGUGUCAAAUUUUUUCCAACAUUUUCGUCAUAAAAGAGACCCAAAAAAUGUAUGUUCAAUAUGAUAGAAAGACAUAAGAGAGGUGACUUUAAACCAAGAUGGAACAGGAAUGCUUAACGGUGAAGAGUAUCAAAACAGAGUGGAGUUGAAAAAUUCAUGUCAAAUUUUUAGCAGUGCUAAAUCAUUUUCAGCUAGAAGGAAACCGCAAAAUAUUAGUGUGGUAAAAUAGACAGAAAGUAAAAAGCCAGUAAUAAACCAAUGGGUAACAGGACCGGCUAAGGAUGGAAAAGGUUCAAACGGAUUACGAAAAGCUUUCAGUCUCUUAUGUGUUGGUUUAACAUAUGCUGCAGCCGGCAAUUUUCUCAUGGCUUGUACCAUACAAUUACAACGCAGCCUGCAAAAUUUGUACACCUGUUAAAUGUGUAACAUGCUCAAUCAAGGUUUUGUCGUUGCUUCUUUCUCAGAUGGUGGUUCCGGCAAUUCACCUGCCACUAAUAAUACAGGCUCUGUGAGCAACAGUGGUGGGAAUGGGGGUGGUAACAGUGGGCAAGGAAGCAGUGCAGGGUCGUCAAGACUGGGUAUGCAUGAGAUGAUGCAGAGAGCUGUGACUGCGGCCAGAUCGGCGACAUCCUCCUUGGCAGGACUUGAUGUGGAAGAAGAUGCCCCAAUACCUACCUUGCACUGGCCACCAGACCCUCCAGGUUACCACUUUCACUUUCAAGCGCAUUAGUUAUAGUAACAAGUAUCAGUUAAAAACGUAGUGGGUACUCAGUGUUACCUAGAAGCACUGGCUACUUGUUUCCGAAGCGCCGGCUACUUCAGAAGCAUUAUGUUUUUUAUCUUCCAUCUGAAUUCAAUUUAAACCUUUGCUAAGUAGUGUUUUUGUUUCGACUACCUUCUAAAAUAUUCUCUUGAGAACACUAAGUACCAGAACGACAACAGUUUGACCAAAAGUCCAAUACUAUUUUACUCAGUUGUGGUGUCCAGAAACCAAGUUUGCCAAAUCAUUGUUUUCAAAUCUUGUUACUUUCUCGUUUGAGUUUUUGGCCAGUCGUUAAUUCUAGUCGUUUUCGCUCAGUCGUCAGUCAAGAUUUUAGUUUUAACUUUAAUGUAGUUUGAAAACAGGAUUAAAUAUGUUUUGGAUUUUUACCACAUUUGAGACCAUUCCUUUGACUGGAUUUGAUAAUAGUGACGGCGCAAAUUAUUCACAGUCUAGUCGUAAUCCAUAAACUCUCAAGAUCCAACAAGUAAUUCUUCCAUUUGACUGCCAUACAUUACCUUGACAUCAAACGAGAGAAUUUGGUGUUAUAUCAACAUAAACCUUUUCGUGCUGAUAAGUUUCUGUGUUGUCUGAUUACGUAUUGGAAUCGUAGGGAGAAAUUACUUGCUAAUCCUUCCUCAACUUUCAUUGUUUAGAUUCGCGAGAUGACGAUGCAGGUCCGCCAUUAACCCCGGCUCCGUCAGGGACAAUUCCUACACCAGCGCCAUCCACAGCAGCUGCUGCAGUAGGAGGAACCGGAGCAGCGGCAGCAGGCUCCAGCAAGUCUUCUGAACCAUUGUCGACACAGACUAAAGCUCUGAAGUGUCUGAAUCUGUUGUGUAAUAGCGCUGUAUUAGCGCCAUUCCUGUUGCAACUCAUGACAGCCAAGUAAGGAGGGAUAAUCCAUUGACAUCUCGUUCAAUUUCUUACAUAAAAACAUGAAAUUUCGAUUAUCAAGUUUUUUAAAAGAAGAACUUUUAAUCUUGUAUUAACCUCUUGUAGUGAUUUUGGGGUUAAUCCAUUACAAGUACACUAGUGUAUAAAGUAGUAGGAAGGAAAUUGAUAAAAUUACUCAGUGUGGAAAGUUUAUCUCGGAACAACUGAGAAACAAAGAAUUUGAGCAUCAGAGUGAAGGAGUUGGACCCAGGACUACAACGCUUAAAACUACUAGACCAAGUUGUCUCCUUGAAACAAAUUCAUUUGAAAUUAAACAAAUUUAAGUUAUUAAGAGAGGAGAAGCAGUCAGCUGGAAAUAAGAGAGAGCCUGUUUAGACAUGUAUAAAUUCCCCCUGGUUUCAUUAUUUGAUUUCUGUUAGCUGUUACUCUUUUUUUCUUGCUAUUUACUACAUCUUCUCUAUUUUUCAGGGAUACAGAUGGCUGCACCCCAUUCAUGGCUGCCGUUCGCGGCCGGUCCUACUAUCCUGCCCUCAAUCUGUUUGCCACUGCCAAGUACCUAGCGACUGGCCCAGACGGACAGAUUGAUAGAAGUGUCCUGAUGUCCAUGCUGUGUCCAUCAGACAGUCACCCAGACGCCUCUCCUUUGCAUGUUCUCUGCUGUAAUGAUACUUGUUCGUUCACUUGGACCGGCACCGAGCACAUAAAUCAAGACAUCUUUGAAUGCCGCACUUGUGGUUUGACUGGUUCUCUCUGUUGUUGUACUGAGUGUGCGCGAGUUUGCCACAGAGGACAUGAUUGCAAGUAAGACUAGCAGCUGUGCCAGGUCUUUCAGUGAAUGUACUUUAAAAUGAUAUUUUUAAACUAAACACACUGUUUUUUGUUAUGUAAUCAGGUUGAAAAGAACGGCACCCACUGCUUACUGUGACUGCUGGGAAAAGUGCAAGUGCCGUGCCUUGGUACCAGGCUCCCAGGCUGCUCGCACCCAGCUCCUUAAAAAACUUGUUUCAGAGACUGACCUCGUAAGCCGACCAAAUGGAAGGUUAGUCGACUUAGCUGUCCUAAUUCCUCGACAUCGAACACAAAAGAAAGAAAAUAGGAACUGUUGAAUGUAGUCGUGAAAUUUUUUUGUGGAAUAACAAUGCAAAAGCAUUACAGCUCAGGAUUACAUUGGCACAUAUCUGACAAAUCUUGAAAUUGGUACUCCUGAUUUUUAGUCUAAAUACCUCACUUUGUUGAAGCAUGGCCAGGCCUUAGAUGUUUUCCUUUUAUUAACUGAUAUCACUCUUAAAGCUUUAACUAUAGAACACAGUGUUUUAAAGCACCUUUCCAUUCGUUCUGCAGAGGAGAGCAUUUGCUGUUAUUUUUGGCUCAAACAGUGGCUCGACAAACUGUGGAGCAGCGACAGUUCCGACCUCAUCGCACCACAACAGAUACACGUCCUAAAGCAAAGACCAAGACGCUUGGUGCAAGUGGAACGCCCUUGCCUCUCCCUGAGCACGACUUGGAUCCUCCAAGGUUCGCGCGUAAGGCACUAGAGUUUAUUCUACAGGACUGGAGAGCUGUGAGUGCAAUGUUGAGAGAUGGUUGUCGUACGCCAGGAGAUGCCAGGUAAACUUGGAACAGUUUUUACAUCUUUUGUCGUCAUACCAAGUCGAUCUUUCCCUCGUAAAUGUUUACAUUAGAAAUCUGAAAGACUUAACACAACCAAAUUGAAACAUGCAAUACUGCGUGCGCAGGGAGUAUGUAACUUCUCCUUACUAUAUCCAUACAUUAUCCAGCAAACAUGUAAUGAAAACACUCAAACUGUUAAGGUAGAAGUUGUUAUCUUGAUUUAACACCAAAUUCUCGUAACUAAUGUACAAGGAGAUGUAUAGCAGCGAAAGGGAGAAUUGACAAUCAGAUCUUGGGAGUUAAAGGGAUAAGGGAGAAUAUCUUUUCAACAAAAUUAAAAAUGGUUUUAUUCUCGGUAAGUUACAUGGCCACAAGAUUAAACUACUUACCAUUUUUAGACCGCAUGCGCACGAGAGCAGUGGUUUGCCCGACGCUGGUGCAAGUCAACUGAUUCCUCUAACUGAACAAGAAGAUCGUCUUCAGAGUCAGCCCGGUACAGUCCGGCUGGAUGCAUUUACACACUGUCUUGUAGCCAAGUGCGGCCCAGAGGUAACGUGUGACUUCUACAUUUCUAUCAAUAGAGCAUGGCUCAUGAUAUCUCAUUCUACCAAGCUAUGAUUGUCAAAUUCAGUCAUGUAACGUGGCUGAGUCUAUUAAUUGUUGUCUAUUUUUCUGUUAACAUUUUAGACACUUGACCCUCUUCUAGUUACUCUAGUCAAUGCGAUUGAAAACUCAACCGAUCCUCACAAAUCUGAUGAACUGAGCCUGGCUCAGCGCUUUAUCAGAUCUGUAGCCAGAGUGUUUGUUGUCCUGUCAUCGCAAAUGGCUCCUGCUAAUGGCAAACGCAAAGUGUAAGUGUUUUUGUCCAUAAGUUGUUAUUUGCGUGACCAUGAAAGGUUGGUUUUCUCUUAUUCUCUAAUACAUUCUGUAUUGUCGCCGUAAAGUGUCCAUUUCCGAGGACCCAUUCACUUUCUUCCUACAAUUAUGUUCCUACAUUAUCCAGCAAAAAGGUUAUGCACGCGUGUUUGUGUUCAUCUCUCAAACUGAACAAGCUCAGGACUCAGUAGUGCUAAUAUAUUUGGUUUUGUUUCCAUUUCCUGUUUGAAACAGAGGUGUCGCGCAACCGUUGAUCAAGUGUCAGCGCAUUUUCCAGUGUCUUUCCACCAUUGCCAUUCCGGAACUUGUCCAAGUAGCCGAUGCAAUCUUAGCUCCAGUUCGGCUUGGCAUCUGUCGCCCAGCGCAACCAUUCAGUCUGUUGUCUUCUACACUAGAAGCUACUCAAGCCAGUGAGGAUUUAUUCACUGUGGAACCAUUACCAAUGAGACCCUCCACGCCUUCGGUGGAGGAAGCCGCCACUCAGGAGAGACCCAGUAUUCAUCGUGUGCGAACUCAGAGGCACAGGAGGAGGCAGACUGUUACUAUUCCUCGUGUGCAGGAACAGAGUGCUGUGCCUGUGGAAGGACCAGCUGUUGAUGGAGAAGAAGUAGAGGUAACAGUGUCAUGUGUCACUCUGUUGUUAAAUAGUGAGGAGAAAAUGGAUAGCUUUGCCAACGCUCCAAAUAAUGCAUAUGUAUUUAUUUUAUAGAAAAUUUUAUGUUUUUAUUGUCAGGUUGUUGAAGGAGGAGAGAUGGAAACAGAGAGCCACGAAGAAGUAGGAGAUGAAGAAAUUGAAAGCGGAGCAGCUGGGAAUGAAUCUGAUAUGGAUUUGGAUUUACUUGCCGAGAGCGAGAGUGACAGUGAAGAGAGUCAGGUACAACUUGCUCCUUCAGACACGUACAUGUACUAGUGUACACCUCAUGUGACCAUCAGCCUGCCGUGUUGAAUUGUGUCCGAUCUUAGUUGUCGGAUACGGCCGAGUGUGAAGGAGUCCGUCCAGUUUUCGACGGUUCAGUCCGAUCCCGACUUAAUACGCCUCCACCCGCUUCUCGAUGGAUCCGUUCAGUCGUGGACGGGUUCGGUCAAAUUUUGGGCGGUUCCGUCCGAUUCUACACGGGUUCGUCCGAUUUAGUUUGUUCCCAGCGUCCAGUUUCAGAUGGUACAUUUAAUUAGAGGGGUAUUACGGACUCUUUUCCAAAUUUAGAUUCACGCCAGUAAUCCUUUGUUUUUCUGUCUGUUUGUUACCAGGUCGGUGAAGUGAACGUUGUUGAGAGUGUCCGUCGCAGUCGUGUCACAGGCUCACUAGUUGGUUCAGAUGGUAGCGCCAGCAUGCAUGGUGAACAUGUAGAGUUGUACUCUGAAGAGGAAUCAUCUACAGGAGAAGAGGAGGAAGAAGAAGAGGAAGAAGAAGAGGUGGUGGUGGAAACGUAUGAUAUACCUGAGAGUAUCGAGAACAGACCACCUACUGGAGGUAAAGUAUCUACGCUCCAUUCUAGACAUAAGGAAGCGACGCUAUAAUACGCAGUGCCUUGGAAAGGUCUCUUCCCACGAGGGAGGAAAAAAAGUGAAAGCGAGAUAUUAAGAACAUUUUCUGAUACACUUUUGAUACAGGUGUCACCAUUCCCAUAGCCAUGAUGUUUUUUUAUUCCGUCUUUCAGGAGUGGACCCCAACGCUACCCCUCAUGCCAUGCAGUGGGCAAUACGAGCCAACAACUCCCAGUCAAGAGCUGCAGGUAAUAGUGCAGCCACUCCGCAGCCCACCAGCGGUACAGGGUUUAUCUACGUUGAUUCCAGCUCACUCAGACGAAGUGGUGGUAACGCCGCAGCUGCUAGUACUGCAGCCUCUAGUGAAGUGACUGGGACCAGUGGUGCGCUUAGUAUGAGUAACUCUGCCAGUGCACUGGCGCGAGCCUUUGGUAUUGUUGUCCGGGAGGUAAGUGGAUUGGGCCGAUUCGUUUUCAACGAGGUACACGCUUAGUUCAGAUUUUACUGCCAUGGGAGUGUGUUGCUUCUGUGUAUUACAGUGUGUGUUAAUCAAGUGUUGUUAAACCAAAACCAGAGUAAUCUCACCAGCCACUCAGAAUGAAGACAAUUGCUCAAGCAGCCAGUGGAGGCUCAAGGGAAAUAUAAGCAAACAUUCUGAAGCGCGGGAAAACGCCAAUAAUCAGGCCGCCAUUUUGUUUAGUUUCGUUUUUGGUUGAUCGUGCGGUCACCGGUGUCUUGUAAACCAAACAGAGGGCGCAGUAUGGCCAAUUCUAUGCAAUCUUUGAUUCCCGUCGGCACUCUAUUUAAAAUUGCGCCAUACACAGAGGUAUCUUUUACUUUACGAGGUAUAUCCCAGUGUUUGUGGCAGGUAACGGAAUGAAAUUAAUUCUUUUAUUCUUAUGAAAAAGCUAACAAUCCUUUGUGCUCUACUGUUUCUCAGGUCACCGACCUGCUGAACAUCGCUCAAGACCCGUCUGCCCUCCCUGCAGACAGCCUAACACCUACCCCAUCGGCCUUAGCAGAGAUUAAUGUACUGGCAGACCAGCAGCUUCAAGCGGCUUGGAACUGGUUGGCAGUGGUGUUGGAUUGCACUGAAGCUCAGCUUAGGUUUGGGUUGUCUCUGUCAGCAGCUACCGACCCCUCCCACCCUUCCCAUCCGCUUCACGAGUUUCAUCCUAAAGCCAACAAAGACAGGAGAACACGAGAAGACCCGACGCUUCUGAGAGCUUUGGAGAACAAAAGGAAAAGAUCUGUGGUCAGACGGUAAGUGAUUUUAGACAGUACAAACUUGCGUUAGUUUGGAGUGACAUAACGAGACUUAGGCCCCUUAGUGAAGAAAACUAAGGUUUGACCGAACUGACUCUACGCCUAAUAUCUUAGCACGAAAUUUGAAAUAACCAACGUCAAUUCUAAUUCCAAACCGCAAGAGGGGUAAGGAAGUUGUCAUCACCAUCAGCAACUGACUUACCGGGUGGCAGAAGGGAAGAUUCGUUGUAUAGCUGAGGGGAAGAGUUUUAUAAUCCCACGGCUGGUUGGACAUUCAAAACGGGCUCUUUCGCGCAGUUUUCUUUGGAAUAGUUAUGGAAGACUUGCGACAGCGGCAUUUGGCAUAAAACAGCUUUUGCUGCUUUUAGCCGCUUCCAUUUGUUUUGUAUUUAUUUUUGUCAUUGUUCUUUUUCAUCUUUUGAAACAGUAAACAUGGAGCGACCAGUAGUAACCUGGACACUGGUCGACAAGACUUCUUGGUUUACGUUCUUUCCCUUUUGAGAGGCCAUUCAAACGAACACGGAGACUCCCUACCCAAACUGGAUGUUUCUUCCUUGCGCCAUGUUGCCUAUGUUCUGGACGCUCUAGUUUACUACAUACGUAAUAACCCAAACGCCAGUUCUCAGGCGAACCGAUCCAGUGCAGAGAAGACUGUUACCGCUGACACACCCAACGAUGAAGAAGGUGGUGAUGAUGUCGAUGAUGAAGAUAGUGCGAGUUUUAAGAGGGACGCCGAUGAAUAUGAAGAUGAUACAGAUCAUGUUGAGGAUGAACCUAUGCCCACUCCUACCUUGCCUGGAAAUUUGCACAGGUUUGUUGGUGUACAUUAGCGAGGUGCAUCUGGUUUUUGAGACGAUGGCAUUAUUCUUUGUUCCAAAAUUGAAUCAUUUAAGGGCUUAAAAUCUUAAUUUUCCCGCCAAUAAGUGAAACACAGAUGACUUGAAACAAAAACCUUCAACAAAGAUGCGUUGUAUCUAAAGCGACGUCUCGGAAAAAGCACAUAGUUGAAUUGGAGUUUGGGGAAGGAACUGAGUUGGGGCGGUUCUUAACUCUUGCAACUUAUCUACCAAGUUGUCUGCAUGUAGGAGUAAGUUCAUGCUCAGUGCACAAAAUGUUGUGAUUUCAGCUUCUUUGUGCGAACUGACUCCACCACCGUACUAGGCUGCACUCCUCCGGACCCGUACCAGGCUCCUGUAGAGGAAGCCUUACCUCUUGCCUCUCAGCCACACCUUUUGCACCCCACAGCACGCAGAGAGCAGAUGUUUGGAACUAUACAAGAGCAUUCAGACAGUGGCCGCGGUGGUGCACCUAUGGUCAGCAGCAUGGCUUUGUCGAGGGAAGGUUCUGAAUCAGUGGUCUGUACUACAAGACCAACUAGUGGUGCCGCCACGGGACAGCUCUGGUCUGCAAUGGACGUGAACAGUAAGGCCUUUUGUAAUGAAAGUCCCAAAACCCCCUUUCCCCUCCCCCCCUGAAAUCCAUUUUAACCGUAAAAUGUGCUUAUACUCAUCGGACGCCAAGAGUGCGCGUAUUUGUUAUUUGAAACCUUUUAGCCGACGGCUUUUUAAGCUGACAGUUCCUUUUCUACCCAUUCACAAUUUGAAGUCCGGCCCUGCUUAAUACAGGUUUCGCUGUGUCACCAAAAACAAGUACAUUCUCAGUCUGUCUUUCCACCUGGUGUGGGCGCAUGGAGAAAAUAGCUGAAUAAAAGGCAAGCUAGUGUGUCCGAAAUACCCGUAUAUUCAAAUACUGUAAUUAAAUGCCCUUUUUCGGAGCUUUAAGUGGCUGUCGAAGAUUUUUAUCGUGAAGAACACGCAGACUUUAUUAAUUGACGCACGUAAACAACAAUAGAUGCAGCAUUAGGCCCCUAAAGACGCUGGGAGUACGUUUUUGUUGGCAAGAUUACAUUAGACAUAAGUUAAAACUACUCUCAAAUUCUCAUGAUUCUAGUGACAGAAAGUGAGUCUUCAGUUGAACCCUCAACGUCAGGUGGCAAAAAUUCCGAAUCUGCUGUUAAUCCCACGGCAUCCACCUCUUCUUCCAAACCUGUCAUCUGUAAUGGAACCUCUGCUAACUCCCUGUUGGGCCGCUGGAGGUUGUGUGUGGAGUUAUUCGGCCGGGUAUUUCUGGAAGACGUUGGAUCCGAGCCUUCGUCUGUAUUGAACGAGUUAGGCAGGUUUGAUGUGAAAGAGACCAAGUUUAGGCGAGAGAUGGAACGGCUUAGGAACUCCACCCAGCGUGACUUGACUAUUGAGGUACGAGACUUUUUUUAAAGUGGAAUCCAAAGUAAGAGGUCAUUUGUCAGUCUGUCAAUCUGUUAGCAUGCUAGUCAGUUUGUUAAUCAGGCAGGCAGAGAGGCAAAUGGACAGUCUAUCAGGUAGUCAGUCAGUCAAAUAACCGCAGUCAGUUUGUCAGUCAGUCAGUCAGUCAGUCAGUCAGUCAGUCGACCAUUCAGGCUGUCUGCGAGGAAGUCAAUCAGUCAGUCGCUUUCAGCUAUAUUAACUUUUGCGUAUGUGUUUAGUCUAAGUAUUUCAUGUAAGCCGCACGAAUUGACCUCAAUAGUUCCUUUUUCAUAUUCCCAGGUUGAACGCGACCGUGCCUCUCUCAUUCAACAAACCAUCAGACAGUUAAACACACAGUUUGGCCGGCGCUGUCCCAGGUCUCGUCCAAUGACUAUACACCGUGUUAAGGUGACAUUCAAGGACGAACCAGGGGAGGGGAGCGGUGUGGCGAGAAGUUAUUACACUGCAGUUGGAGAAGCGUUCCUUUCUGGAGAAAAGCUGCCAGCUCUUGAUAAUAGCAGAAGUAAGGCUGGAUUUGGUCUUCAUUAUCGCUACUCUUAAAUAACUGACCCCAUUUUACCAGAUAACGUCAUAAGAACGUUCCCAAGAAGUAGCGGAUGUUACUCUGCUGGAUCGGCGAAGAGGACCUAAUUACAUGGAAGAAGGGCUCUUUACUCCUGACUAAACCUUUGUCUGUCUCGAUAAUAUCAUUAGAACUCUGUUCUGUACUGAACAUUUUAUAAAACAGAACAACUGUUAUCUACCGGUUGAAGCUGAUCAACAAUUCUCCCUUUUAGUUUGAUACACGGCCGUUUUCUCUGUGUUGAAAUAGAAGUUAAAAUGUCACGCAUUACCAGAUAAAUUUCGGCACAUCACAAGUGCUACAAUUACCAUUACAAGCGUGAUCGGGAUCACGUGAUGCAUUAUACAACUUUCUCUGAGUGAUAGACACUGACGAUGUGUUGAUCUACCAACAGGUAUAGCUCAGCGUAUCAGACGCGCAACAAGUUACCGAUACAAGCGAGAUCGUGAUCGUGAACGUGAUGCAAGAAGACAGCUGUCAGCCGAUGCACGAGCUUUUCAUUUCAGUGGCGGCAGCAGCACUGGUGAUGGAGAGGAUCCCGAUGGUGACCCACUGCCGUACCACAGGCAGUCUUUAGGAGAGAGGCUGUAUCCUCGAGUCCAUGCCUUGCAGCCUGUAAGAAAACGACUUGUGUCUUAUUGUUACGGGGGCUAUUUUGACUCAAAACCACUCAUUAGAUGGUAUGAAAAACGCGCAAAAUAUGUGUUACUGACGAAGAAAAACGAUAACAAACUUAACAAAAACACACUAACGAGGAGGUAUGAGAAAGUAAAGGACGAAAUAGCUAAAUACAAAAUUACACAAAAAAUAAUUAGCAAGCGCAGAGAUCUUACAAGGGAUGUUGUUUGAUUUAAGAGGAAUUCACUGAGUUAAUAUCAUGAGAACAGUAUGGCAGACAUUGUCAAGAAUUGUUAGUAAGAUCUUGAGAGUGAUGAGGUAACUGAAGCUCAACUUAACAUUCCCUUUUACUCUAUUUCAGUCUCUGGCCAGCAAGAUCACCGGCAUGCUUCUCGAGCUUUCUCCUGCUCAGCUACUUUUACUGUUGGCCAGUGAAGACACUUUGAGGCAGAGAGUGGAGGAAGCUGUUGAGUUACUUCUUGUGUCUGGAAGGUAAAGAGGAGAAAUUGUGUCCUAUUGUGAAGCUGUUCAUGACUCACCGACUAGUUUGAUAUUAAGCCUUUGGCUGCGUGAGAUGUUUUCGUUAUCAUUAAGGGUACACCAUCCGAUAUGAUCGACUUUACUCUGCUUCCGCUCUGGUCACCGAAACAUCACUAACUGUCACCCUCACCCGGAAGAUCGCAAGGCAUACCGGCAAAAAUUGACUCGCGGGUUCAUUAAGGCCGACAUUUCUUAAGUAAAUUACUGUUUGAUUUACGAUGUUAUUGCCGGCUGUGAUUCGGAACCUCGUGGGGAACUUAGAUUUUUCUUAAGUUUUCCCACACAUUUGACUGGUGUUGAUUCUCUCUCUCUAAACUGGCUCAGAGUUGUUUUCGCGUCCAUCUGAAUGAAGUUCUUUUCUUUCCUAGGAAACAAGUCAAGGAUGCAGACGAGAACCCCCUUAGCGCUGGUGCGGACCUGGAUGAUUCCGAGGACGAUAGUGCUCCGUUGUUCUACCAACCAGGCAAGACUGGGUUCUACUCGCCACGCCCAGGGAAGUGCUCUGAAGAGAGAUUGAACUGCUUUAGGAAUGUUGGAAGGUGAGAACAAACUGAAAAUUGGUGUCAGGCUUAAGUGGUUCUCUAUUAGUAAUGUCGUGUAUUAUGUGGUGUUAAGUUUUGUUUUCUUAAACAGUAGUGUUCGAUUGGCCACGCAGGAAUUCUUGGCCCAGGAUAAACUGUGAUGUUUGUCUUCUUCUCAGGAAACAGCUUUCUCUUUCGACUAUGUUGCAACUUCCGUACACUCAGCAUUUAGAUUUUUGUUUGUUUGUCUGUUUGUUUGUUUGUUUGUUUUUGUGGUUGCAUCAAUAGGAAGCUAUGUACGUUAAACAUGAACAGAAGCCUAUAACCCAGUUUCUGUGUGUCCAAGGGUUACACUAGGUACCAUAGGUACAUAUAGUUACUAUUCUUUUGUUCGUUUUUCUGGUUGUUUCCUUUCAUGUGACAAUUAGAGCUGAAGUGAAUUUAAUUUUCCGACUCUUGUAUUGAAGGAUCAUAGGAUUGUGUCUUCUACAAAACGAACUGUGUCCGAUCAACCUUAACAGACAUGUUAUAAAGCACAUCCUCUCAAGAAGGGUAAGUAAAUGAUAUACAAAUGCACGCAGUCUGAUUUUUCGAUAAUCGCCCGCCUGGGGACUUCAUAAUAAGUUACUGUAAUCUUUUAAAAUGGUGGCUGCCUGAUUUCUUGUAAUUGUUGAAAGAAAAAACAAACACUUAGAGAAAAAGCGGUCGCUCUAUUGAUAAUCACAGCAAGUACGGCUAAACAGCUGAUAUUGAUAAUCACAGCAAGUACGGCUAAACAGCUGAUAUUGAUAAUCACAGCAAGUACGGCUAAACAGCUGAUAUUGAUAAUCACAGCAAGUACGGCUAAACAGCUGAUAUUUGGCUCGAGCUCUGCAAAUGUUAUUGCUCUAUUCCAGUUAACAUGAUUGCGCCUUCAAAGAAUAAUUGCUUUUAAAUUAUAUUGUAAUUACGUGCGUUUUGAAACCCUUGAGGGAGGACCAUGAAGUCUAAAAUGUACCAAGUAUCUCUAAAUCAAACUCAUUAAAGGGGACUAUUAGUAAAAACAGUUUUCUUUUAAUGUAGAUUGGUUGGCACGACCUGGCAUUUUUCGACCCUACUCUCUACGAAAGCUUACGGAAAAUCAUCGUCGAAGCCACGUCCCCAAAUGCCGAGCACAUUUUCAAGGGCUUAGACUUGACAUUUAGUGUCCAGGCCACGGUGGAGGAAGGCGAUGGCGGCCAAGUGGAAUUGAUCAAAGGUGGAAAAAAUGUUUCUGUGACGCCAUCUAACGUGUAUGACUAUGUACGGCUGUAUGCCGAGCACAGAAUGGUGGGCCAUAACAAGAAGGCGCUCCAGGUAAAUUUAGAUGGUAUGAAGUAUCACUUGAAUGACUCUUCUGCGUUUUUAAAUAAUUUCCUGUAGAGUAUGGGAAGUAUGGUAGAUUAGUCAAACACGCAUCAUGUGAACCAAUCAGAUGUAAGGCGAGACAAGUCGUUACCUGGUCAAUCGCGUUUUCCCGCGCUUUAGGGGGUUUUUCGAUCUUAUUGGAUCCUUCUUAUUUUUGUCUUUAUUCUGAUUGGCUUCUUCUGGUUUUGCAAAGUUUAAUCGUCAAAAGUGUCUCAAAAUAUUCUCACCAAACAGUGUAGAGGGCGAUUUCAAAAUGUUUGUUCGUGCAGAAGUUUAGUUCCUAUUUUUAGGGACUUGCAGAGGUUUUGCACUCAAUUUGUGCUUCACGUAUGAGUUGAAGAGAUCUCUCUUUGUUCAAAUGGCUUUUUAAGCUGUAAUUUGAUCUGCAGUGUAUCGAACGCUGUGUUUACAUUUUCACAUCCUGGGAAUUAAAACUGUGUUACUCUUGUUGAAGGCUCUACGAAAUGGAGUAUUGGAUGUGAUUCCCUUAUCUGCAUUUGAUAACCUGACAGCUGAAGAUUUCCGCCUGUUGUUGAAUGGUUGUGGUGAGGUGAACGUACAACAGUUGACGAGCUACACUUGUUUUAACGACGAGACUGGAGGUAUGAAAUGAACGUGAUGAUGUAACAUCUUAUCACAAUAUGUUUGUCAUGUUAUUUGUUGCGAUGCUGUCCUGGUGUGACGUCAUGGAGUACAAAGUUAUGUCUUGAGGUUUGAUUUGACGUCGUUCAACGCCAUGUGGAGCUAAGUCGUAUGACAUGAUUUACGAUGUGACACCAUGUGGUUUCAUGAGCCACACUUGAUUCCAUGAGAUGGGAGAUAUCUGAAAGUAAUAGUCAUGACAUCAUGUCGCAAAAUGCCUACGAUGUCUUGUCAUUUGAAGUGAGGUGUCAUUUCAAGGCACAGGAUAUUAUUGAGUCAAAUAACAUUUCACCUGUUUUUGUGCCACGUUUUAUGAUUUGCCGUUAAAUAUCAUAUCGUUUGGCGCGAUGUGAUCUCAAUUGUAAUGCCAUGUUGAGGCGAUGUCGUUGUGUCGUCAUUUGUCACGCGGUUGUUUUCAUUUACCCUGCAUCUUUCUCUUUGCUCUCGGUAGGUGCUGGAGCUGAAAAGUUGCUCAAGUUCAAGAAGUGGUUUUGGUCCAUUGUUGAAAAGAUGAGCAAUUCGGAUAGACAAGACUUGGUGAGCAUUGAAGCUUUGUUACAAAUGUAAAGAACUUUAAAAAACCUAGAGGCUCGUGAAAUAACCACACUUCUACUGCGUUGAAAUUUCGUGGGGAUGUUACUGAAAUUAAUGACCGUGGAAAGAGAAAUUUGUAAACGCUCGUCAAAGACUUGUCUCGGGUGUAUAGAACGUUUAUUUGAAUGAUAAUAAAGGGCUGCUUCUUUAUGGAAGGGUUAAACCAUAACCAAGUUUAGAACAUACUAAACGGAAACCAGCCUUUGACGUUAUUUAAUGGCUGUGAAUUCAAUUUAGCUGAAGAAAUGUUGCUUAUUUAAAACCAAUCGUUAAAGAAAGUGUAUUCCAUAGUUGACAGUUUUGGUUCACAGUUGAUCCUUUAGCUUGAGUAGCUUUUGAUACAGAGCACUUUAUUUGAAGGUUUAUUUUUGGACAUCAAGCCCGGCACUCCCUGCGAGCGAGGAAGGUUUCCAACCUAAACCAUCGGUAACAGUCAAACCUGCACAUGAUCAUCAGCUUCCCACUGCUAAUACGUGUAUCUCCCGGCUGUACAUACCACUGUACUCUUCACGUGCUAUUCUUAAAAGCAAGCUUCUACUGGCUAUCAAGACCAAAACGUUUGGAUUUGUAUAAGAGAUAUCUGACAAGUGUUGACCAGUGCAACCAUAAACAGAAGAGAAUGGAAGCAAAGGGAAUGAACAUGAAGGAAUCAGUCAUCCCUUAGAAAUCUCCCGCUCCGUUUCAUUCUUUUGAUUUAGACAAUUUCAAAGUGUUAUCCCUUAGCACCUACCACUAAUAUUCACAUUCUUCUAAUGAUGCCUACAAGGAGAAUUUGUUUAACAAUCAGGACCUUCUUGAAUCAGUGAUCAUUUCCAUAAUUCUCAUUAACCUUUAUAAUUAAUUCAAGGGUGAUACUUGUAAGGAGAAGUUAGAAGCCAGUGUGUCUAAGGCGAUAAAGUAAGAUCUUUCCGCAUAGUAGAUCGUCAACCGUGCUGUUUAUAAAUUGUAUUAAGAAACACCAAUAAAGAAUUCGUUGAAAU